Molecule: messenger RNA, 1299 nt
Organism: Phytophthora infestans T30-4
Lineage: Eukaryota; Oomycota; Peronosporomycetes; Peronosporales; Peronosporaceae
Exons: 1
Coding region: 49-1197 (382 amino acids)
Biological process (GO): establishment or maintenance of epithelial cell apical/basal polarity; heterophilic cell-cell adhesion
Cellular component (GO): plasma membrane; protein-containing complex
Source: RefSeq, a predicted model, not a curated record
UUGCAAAGAGACCUUCUCAACUUUCUCGUCAAGCUCAGAAAGACAAGAAUGCAGUCGGCGGCGUACAUUGCGGCCAUCGCGGCCAUGCUCGCGGCUGUGAAGGCCGAUUCUGGCUCGGGACAGCCCGGCUACUGCAAGAACGACAAGUCGUGUGAGAAAGACUACGUGUGCAUCAGUGUGCAGACCACGCGCUCGGGCAUCGAGGACGUCAAGCAGUGCCUGCCCUACCAGAAGGAGGGCGACGUGUGCUCCGGUACAUUCCCCGGUCUGUGUCCGUCUUUCUCGACGUGGAAGACGGCUUUCCAGUCCAUUAGCAGCGUCUGUGCCUACCAGCUGCCCUCAGGUACCGACCAGUGCUUGAACGGCUCCUUCUCGGGCUCGGACACUUCCGGCUACGUGUCGUGCAUGGACAUCACUGAGGGAUCAGGCUCUACCGCUGAGAGCGUGGGUGUGAUCUACGGUUGCGUCGACUUUGACGGCACCAACCUCCUGUUCGAGGAAGACUCGGACAACUGGGACCUGUCGGAGCAGAUGAACUACACGGGCGUCAUCAACGAAGGCUGUGUGAACCCCAACAACGAUGAUGACUCGGACGUCGUGUGCUCGGGCCGAGGCACAUGCUCCCCUAACUCGUCGGGCUCCAUGCAGUACUACUGCGAGUGCAACGUGGGCUACAACGGCACCUACUGCCAGAAGGUCGAGUCCAACAAGUGCACGCUCGAAUCUCAGUGCCAGGCUGGCACGUGUAACCUCAAGACCCAGGAGUGCGAGUGUGACGAGGGCACUACCGGUGACCAAUGUGCGUACUGCGAUCCCUCGUCGUCCAAGGCUUGCAACGGCCACGGCACGUGCGUAGCUGCUACCAGCUCGUCUGCAGGCUCUUCGACUACCUCUGGCUCUACUACGGGCACGGGAUCGAUUGCUGAUGCCGGCACGGUUGACGCUGCCGGCUCGGACGGCUCGGCUGCUCGCUUCCUGAUGGAGACUGUGGGCAUGGCUUCGUCCUCGGGUAGUGGCAACGUGUGUGAGUGCGAAGACGGAUAUGCUGGUGACCAGUGCACGCGUAAGGUGGACUCGAGCUCCAGUGGCGCCGGCAAGAAGAAGAAAAGCAGCGGCUCUUCAUCCAGCGACGCCACCUCGGUGGCCACCUCGAUCGCCCUGGUGGCGUCGGCAUUUGUGGUUGCCCUCCUGAACUAGACAGCCUUUGCAGAAAGGUGCUAGCGUCAUUGCGAGUUGAGUGUGUGUUUUGAGAAACGCUCAUCAUUUCUCUCAAAUACAUUUAUGCCUUUCCUUAUAAAC